Molecule: messenger RNA, 1581 nt
Organism: Clavispora lusitaniae ATCC 42720
Lineage: Eukaryota; Fungi; Ascomycota; Pichiomycetes; Serinales; Metschnikowiaceae
Gene: SMF3
Product: putative divalent metal ion transporter
Biological process (GO): intracellular manganese ion homeostasis; iron ion transport
Cellular component (GO): plasma membrane
Molecular function (GO): cadmium ion transmembrane transporter activity; manganese ion transmembrane transporter activity
Source: RefSeq, a predicted model, not a curated record
AUGUUGCGUUCCGAGAAAUGGCACUCUGUCUGGCAAGUGUUGCGUAAGUACGCCUCUUUUAUAGGCCCGGGAAUCAUGGUUUCCGUGGCUUACAUGGACCCUGGAAACUAUUCUACCGCUGUUUCGUCUGGUGCCGCCUACCAAUACCAGCUUCUCGUCGUAGUGGUGAUGAGUAACAUUUUUGCAGUGAUUCUUCAGUGCUUGUGUAUCAAGCUAGGCACGGUGACAGGGUUAGAUCUUGCAGAAAUGUGCCGUUUGAGUCUCCCCUGGUGGCUCAACUUGACGCUUUACGUUUGUGCCGAGUUGGCCAUUAUUGCUACCGAUUUGGCCGAAGUUGUUGGCACUGCGAUUGCUUUGGAAAUUUUGUUCAACAUCCCGUUGGUCGCUGGUGUUUUCAUCACGGUUUUGGAUGUGCUUAUUGUGCUUAUGGCCUACCACAAAGAUGGAACAAUGAAGCAAACCAGAGCGUUUGAAGGUAUGGUUUCCGUUUUAGUCGCUGCGACGUGCGUUUGCUUCAUUUUAGAGCUCUUCAAAUGUGAUUACGCUCCUGGGUCUUUGGGGCUUAUCUUGAAAGGGUUUCUUCCUGUCAAUGGCGAAGUGUUCAAAGAGAAAAAUGCUCUUUUCUUGAGUUGUGGUAUUGUGGGAAGUACAGUUAUGCCUCAUUCUUUGUACUUGGGAUCUUCUCUUGUUCAAUCCCGUUUGAAGAAUUUCGACCUUCGCCACGGAAUUUUAUCACAAGAUACAAAUUCCGAUGGCGAGUACGAGUCGUCCCCUACCCCGUCUUCUUCUGAUCCAUUACCCAUGACCCACAGUAAGUUUCUUGCAAUUUCUGAUAGCACUAGCCUCCGCAGAAAAUACCGGCCUUCAUAUGCUGCGAUUAAGUACUGCUUGUCUUAUUCGUACACAGAGUUGGUGCUCUCGCUUUUCCUCAUUGCUGUCUUCGUUAACUCAGCCAUUUUGAUAGUUGCUGGUUCCACUUUGUACGGGAAGCCCGAUGCAGAAGAAGCUGAUUUGCUUUCUAUCUACCACAUGCUUUCAUACUAUAUUUCUCCCGCUGUUGGUCUCAUCUUUGCUCUCUCAAUGUUGUUCGCAGGGCAAAGCGCAGGUAUCGUUUGUACAAUGGCAGGCCAAAUCAUUUCCGAAGGAUUUAUCAACUGGUCGUUUAGGCCAUGGGUUCGUCGGAUUAUUACAAGAGUGUUGGCGAUUAUCCCUGUGGUUUUGGUGAUUUUAGCUUUGGGACGUGAAGGCGUUUCUACCAUUAUGAAUGCUUCCCAAGUUGUUUUGAGCUUUAUUCUUCCAAUAGUCAGCGCCCCACUUAUCUAUUUCACAUCUUCGAAAAAGUUUAUGACGGUGUACGACGUCAAACCUAGUACUCAGAACACAGAGUACACAACUCUCUUGCAAGAAACAACACAAGAACAAAACGAGUUUGGAAGCACGGAAAGAGCAACUUCUGACGUGUCAAGAAUCACUUUUGAAAACGGUUCUUGGUUACGUGGUGCAGCAAUCACAACUUGGGUGAUCAUCACAGCCUUGAACAUCUACUUGGUCUACCUUUUCUCCAUCGGCAUUGACGUGUAA